Messenger RNA from Aplosporella prunicola CBS 121167, 931 nucleotides. RefSeq lists its product as uncharacterized. The transcript has 4 exons. Gene Ontology annotation, biological process: translational elongation. The coding region runs from base 25 to 714 and encodes 229 amino acids. Gene Ontology annotation, cellular component: cytosol; eukaryotic translation elongation factor 1 complex. The record is from RefSeq and is a predicted model, not a curated record. Gene Ontology annotation, molecular function: translation elongation factor activity; guanyl-nucleotide exchange factor activity. NCBI's taxonomy places the organism in Eukaryota, Fungi, Ascomycota, Dothideomycetes, Botryosphaeriales, Aplosporellaceae.
CCACCACCUCAACACAAUUCCAAGAUGGGUUUCACCGACUUCGUCUCCGAAUCUGGUCUCACCCUGCUUGACCGCUGGGUUCAGACUCGCAGCUACAUCGUUGGCUACGCCCCUUCCCAGGCCGAUGUCAAGGUCUUCCAGCAGCUGAAGGAGGCUCCCGCCGUUGAGAAGUACCCUCACGCCUACCGCUGGCACAAGCACAUUGCCACCUUCGAGUCCGAGUUCGAGACCCUUCCUGGUGACCCGUCCAAGGCCGCUACCGCUUAUGGCCCCGAGUCCAGCGACCUCACGGUCAACCCUGCUGCCGCUCCCGAGAAGGCUGAGGAUGAGGACGAUGUCGACCUCUUCGGCUCUGACGACGAGGAGGAGGACGCUGAGGCCGUGAGGAUCAGGGAGGAGCGUCUGGCCGAGUACGCCAAGAAGAAGGCCGGCAAGGCGAAGCCUGCCGCCAAGUCGGUCGUCAGCUUGGAUGUCAAGCCCUGGGAUGAUGAGACUAACAUGGAGGAGCUCGAGGCGAACGUCCGUGCCAUCGAGAAGGACGGUCUCGUCUGGGGUGCUUCCAAGCUCGUUCCCGUUGGUUUCGGUAUCAAGAAGCUCUUCAUCAACCUGGUCGUUGAGGACGAGAAGGUCUCUCUUGAUGAGCUCCAGGCGCAGAUCGAGGAGGACGAGGACCACGUCCAGUCCACCGACAUUGCUGCCAUGCAGAAGCUGUAAAGCUAGAGUGUUCACUCAAUAUCCCCCUUUGGAUCUCUAGCUGCAAUGACAUCGAGCAUGUCUUUUUCUUUGCCUUCGCUAUGCCUCUUCCAUGAUGGGUUUUGGGAAGGUCAUGGUAUUAUGGAUUGAUGUCUUACGAGCGCUUUGUGAAAUAGAUAAGCCAAUAAAAAAGAUGAAUAUGGCAAACUGCUGCAUGUGAAGUCGCAGUUGUGCGCGC